AAGACUCGGCAGAAAGGGCAUCAGUUUCCAGUGCAACCUCGCAGAGUCCUCAUCUAUUUGGGAUAUUUCUACAGAUCGAAUUUAAUUUUCAAUUCAACAUGAAGUUCUUGGUAAUCGUUUUUGUGGCACUCAUUGCCAUUGCCUCUGCUUUGCCUCAAUUUGGAUUCGGAGGAUUCGGAGGAGGAUUUGGUGGUCAGCAGCAGCAACAGCAGCAAGAAGGAUUCGGAGGUGGAUUCGGUGGAUUCGGAGGAUUCGAACAGCAGCAGCAGCAGCAAGAAGGAUUCGGAGGUGGAUUCGGAGGUGGUUUCGAGCAACAGCAGCAGCAGCAGCAAGGAGGCUUCUUCUAAAGCAGUUCCAUUAUGGAAUAGCAAAUUAAAAACAAAGAAAAAGUUAUUUAAAUUAAUAAAAUAGUAGUAAAUUAAAC
This is a messenger RNA of Drosophila takahashii, 424 nucleotides long. NCBI's taxonomy places the organism in Eukaryota, Metazoa, Arthropoda, Insecta, Diptera, Drosophilidae. The record is from RefSeq and is a predicted model, not a curated record.